AUGCCUCACAGCCAUCACUCGCACUCUGGUCAGUUUUGCAAGCACGCAUCGGGCACAUUAGAAGAGGUGGUUCUCGCCGCGAUCGAGCGCGGGUUCGAGGUGUACGGCCUGACCGAGCAUGUUCCCCGCUAUAGAGCGGAGGAUCUCUACCCGGAAGAAGAAAGCAUGGCUCCCGAUGGCCUGUUGGACCAAUUUGACGCUUUUGUGGAGGAGGCACAUCGGCUCAAACGGGCCUACGCAGACAAGAUCAGCCUGCUGGUCGGACUCGAGACAGAGCACAUCACCUCUGAUGAUCUGGACCGCCUUGACGCCCUGCUCGAGCGAUAUGGCCCCCGUAUCGAGUACAUCGUUGGUUCGGUGCACCACGUCAAUGCAAUUCCGAUCGAUUUCGACAAGGAAAUGUAUCAGCGAGCUGCUUUGUCCUGCUCGAGCGAGGAUCGGCUCUCAGAACAUGAGCGGCUGGAUUUGUUCUUCGAGGCGUACUUUGAUGCACAGUACAAGGUUCUCGAGCGAUUUCUGCCAGCCAUCGUGGGCCAUGUGGACCUCUGCAGACUGUAUACUCCAGACCUGUCGUUGAAAGCCUACCCAAAAGGCUGGAAUGGACUCGAGCGAAACGUCAAAUUUGCGGUCAAUCAUGGGCUUCUGUUCGAGGCCAAUGCAGCUGCGUUUCGAAAAGGUUGGAAGACGGGGUAUCCAAGCUGGGAAGUCCUGAUCAAGCAAUACGGCGGGCGAUUUGCACUGUCGGACGACAGCCACAAGCCUGAGGCCGUGGGCCUCAACUACGCCCGCCUUCACGACUACCUACAGGCAGCAGGCGUCACGGAGCUAUGGCACCUCCGAGAGAUCCAGGCCGACCCGGACUCUACGGCGGGCCAAGUCGCCGAGGAAACUGCCUCUAAUGGACAACGGCUUCGCCGGCGCCUGGUCAAACCCGCCAAGAUGGCCGGCGACUGGCGGCAGCAUGGCUUUUGGGCGACUAUGGGAGCGUAA
Molecule: messenger RNA, 990 nt
Organism: Coniophora puteana RWD-64-598 SS2
Lineage: Eukaryota; Fungi; Basidiomycota; Agaricomycetes; Boletales; Coniophoraceae
Product: histidinol-phosphatase
Exons: 3
Coding region: 1-990 (329 amino acids)
Biological process (GO): L-histidine biosynthetic process
Cellular component (GO): cytoplasm
Molecular function (GO): histidinol-phosphatase activity
Source: RefSeq, a predicted model, not a curated record